AAACACCAAAGUGUGAAGAGCAACCUUGCGCCUCCGGUUCAUCGAAGUCGUGUGGUGGUGGCUCGCCCGCGUUCCGUACUUCGCGCCGCCAUGGGAACGACGGACGCCGAAGAGUUCCCGCACUUGACCCAGAAGCGGAAGCGCGAUCGCUCUCUCGUCUUCAAGCGCUCCGGUUCCGAUCACCGGAAGUGGAAGCGCGAACAAGACUCCCGUCUUCCGGCUGCCGGCAGCCGCGAGGACCCGCCUCGCAGAGCCAAGCGGAGGAGAACCGGAAGAGGAAGAGGCCGAGACGUUUAUGGGAGUCGCCAAUGGGUCUUCUCUCCUCGCGAUCUUUCUGCCUUUAGGGAUAGGUUCAUAAUCGUCUCAUAUAACAUAUUGGGUGUUGAAAAUGCUUCAAAACAUCCAGAUUUGUAUGACAGAAUCGAUCCACAACAUCUAAAUUGGGACACACGGAAGAAGCAGAUACACAAGGAGUUAACUUGCUAUAAUCCAAGCAUUUUGUGCUUCCAGGAAGUUGACAGAUUUAAUGAUUUGGCCUAUCUUCUUCAAAAAGAUGGUUUUGUUGGUGUUUAUAAGGGACGCACAGGAGAAGCAAGUGAUGGAUGUGCUAUAUUCUGGAAAGAGGAAGAAUUUACUCUUUUACAUCAAGAAGAUAUAGAAUUUCGAAAGUUUGGUCUUCGAGACAAUGUUGCGCAACUUUGCCUUUUUAAGGUGUCUCAUAACAAUUCAAAUAUGUCGAAAAAUAAAGAUGCGAGUUGUCAGAUAGCUGAGCCUAGGUCCUGUCGGACUUUACUUGUUGUCAACAUCCAUGUGUUGUUCAACCCAAAUCGUGGAGAUAUCAAGUUGGGGCAGAUCCGCGUGUUACUAGAGAGAGCAAAUAAAUUAUCACAAGAGUAUGGCAAGACUCCUGUUGUGAUUUCUGGUGAUUUAAAUAGCAUGCCUCAGAGUGCAAUUUACCAGUUUUUUACUUCAUCUGAGAUAGAUAUUCUCGCUUAUGAUCGCAAGAAAAUUUCUGGUCAGAUAGAAUUUCCACUAAGACAGAUGCCCGUUAUUGCUCAGAAUGAUGCCUUGAGGACACCAAAGUGCAUCUCAUAUGGGAUGAAAUAUAAAUGGAGUGAAGAAGAGAUACGUCUUGCAGCUGGAAGCAGAGGCUACACCCAUCUUCAGAACCCUCUAAAACUCUGCAGUGCAUAUCAAGGAAUUCCUGGACAUGAUAAUACCAGAGACGAUAAUGGGGAGCCGUUGGCAACUUCCUAUCAUUCCAAGUUUAUGGGAACUGUUGACUAUAUCUGGCAUUCUUCUGCACUUGUUCCUGUGGCGGUUGUUGAAACCUUGCCAAUCAAUGUUUUAAAAAGAUUGGGAGGUCUACCUAGUGAGUGUUAUGAUCCUGCAGAAAAGGGGCACAGAAGGGCUAGAGUAAUUGUACUAAAUGCAUUGAGAGGGUUGAUGUUGGGGUUUUUCAUUGAUAUGAGAUGGGGCAGUGAUCAUCUUGCUUUGGUUUGCAAAUUUGCAUUUGUUGAUGAUGCCAACUGCAGUGAUACUCUACAUGAUCUGUAACAAGCAUAAACAGGCUUAUUGUGAAAGAGCAUCAGGAGAUUCAUGCCAUCAAGCUCUAUGGGAAGUCCAACUUGCAACAUCAUUGACGAACAUCAGUUACCCGGACUGAGUCGUCCGGACAAAGUCCGCGAGCUCAACCCAGAGUGGAGGUUUUUAAUGGACAGUCUGGCUCAAACCCUACACUCCAAACCUGGAAUCCUCAACGGUGCUGGAACUGGGAAACCUCGCGGAUAUUCCAUUUGAAGAAGCCCACCUCAUGUUCCUAUUUCAUUAGCAAAAAUACCAUAUGUGAAAAUUGCAUGAAAUCUGAAAUUUUUUGCCAUUUCCCUGCCGUAUGCCAUUUUGAUGGCCUGCUGAAAAGUGAGUUUGUCAUCAUUACUCUGGUCAUAGUAUGUCACAGUUUCUAAUGAUGAUUCUUAGGUUGGAUUCCUAGAUUGAAAUUUAUGGUAUCACGUUCUUGAGUGAAUUGGAGAUUUGAGAAGUAUAUUAUGCUGC
Molecule: messenger RNA, 2052 nt
Organism: Elaeis guineensis (African oil palm)
Lineage: Eukaryota; Viridiplantae; Streptophyta; Magnoliopsida; Arecales; Arecaceae
Product: carbon catabolite repressor protein 4 homolog 5
Molecular function (GO): 3'-5'-RNA exonuclease activity
Source: RefSeq, a predicted model, not a curated record